GGAGGGAAACCACCCGGAUGACUACAGCCGGCUGACCUACAAGAACCUCCUGGAGGAGGUUUGCCGUUUCGCCAACGUUCUCAAAUCGAGAGGCGUAAAAAAGGGGGACCGCGUCGCCGUCUACAUGCCCAUGAUUCUCGAGGCGGUGGUCACUUUGCUGGCCUGCGCCCGAAUCGGCGCCGUCCACUCACUAGUGUUCGCAGGAUUCUCUUCAGACUCUUUCGCCGAGCGCAUUGUCGAUUGUGAGGCGCGCGUGAUCGUGACCGCCGACGGAGUUUGGCGGGGCGAAAAAAUGCUUCAGCUGAAGAGCAUUUGCGAUCAUGCGAUGAGCAAAUGCUCCAAGGAGGGCCACAAUGUCGAAACGUGCAUUGUCGUGUCGCAUUUGGAGCGAGUCACUGUACCUAAGGGCGCUGUCCAGCCGAAGCCCAGCAACAGGACACCCAUGGCAGCAGGACGGGACGUGUGGUGGCAGGAGGUGGUUCCCCAAGCGUCCACCAGCUGCUACCCCGAGUGGAUGGAAGCGGAAGAUCCGCUGUUCAUGCUCUACACCAGCGGAUCGACCGGAAAACCCAAAGGGGUGGUGCACACCACUGGCGGCUACCUGCUUUAUGCCGCCACCACUUUCAAGUUUGUGUUCGACUAUAAGCCGAGCGACGUUUAUUGGUGUACUGCGGACAUUGGCUGGAUCACUGGACACUCCUACGUGGUGUACGGGCCCUUAGCGAAUGCGGCCACAUCGGUUUUGUUCGAGGGCACGCCCUUCUAUCCAGGAAACGAUCGGUUCUGGUCCGUGGUGGACAAGUACAAAGUGAGCCAGUUCUAUACGGCACCGACCGCCAUCAGGGCCUUAAUGAAGUUCGAUGACCAUCUAGUUACCAGGCACGAUCUGUCCACGCUUCGCGUGUUGGGGUCGGUGGGGGAACCCAUCAAUCCAGAAGCCUGGCUGUGGUACCAUAAACUAGUGGGACAAGAGCGGUGCUCAAUCGUGGACACUUUCUGGCAGACGGAGACCGGAGGACACGUGUUGACCACACUGCCGGGAGCGCAUCCCAUGAAGCCUGGAGCGGCUGGGUUUCCGUUCUUCGGCGUGCAGCCGGUUAUCUUGGACGAGAGCGGCAAGGAAAUCAAGGGCGAGGGCGAGGGCUACUUGGUGUUCUCCAGACCUUGGCCCGGAUUGAUGCGCACCCUGUAUGGCAAUCAUGAUCGAUACGAGCUGACCUAUUUCUCCAAAUUUCCCGGAUAUUACUGCACAGGAGAUGGGGCAAAACGCGACGCUGAUGGCUACUUAUGGGUAACUGGCCGUGUAGACGACAUGCUAAACGUCUCAGGGCACCUGAUGUCCACCGCAGAAGUAGAAGCUGUGCUAACUGAGCACCAUGGUGUGGCUGAGGCGGCUGUUGUCGCCAAACCGCACCCAGUCAAAGGAGAGUGUCUUUACUGUUUCAUCACGCUAACCGAGACUGGAAAAUUUGAGGAAAAACUCCUCAAGGAGCUGAAGACGCACAUUCGGGAGCGGAUCGGCCCGUUUGCUCAGCCCGAUGUGAUCCAGAACGCCCCGGCGCUCCCAAAGACAAGGAGCGGCAAAAUAAUGAGGCGGAUAUUGAGGAAAAUCGCCAUUAACGACAGGGAUGUUGGUGAUAUUAGCACACUGGCUGAUAGCAGUGUUGUGGAUCAACUGUUUGCCAGCCGACCACAGAACGCUUAAAUUAAUUCUAGCUUAACUCAGGCCAAAUGCUUCUGCAAACUUAAACACAUGUUUAGUGUUCUCAGUGUUGUCAAAGCCAUAUUGGCUUGUUGCAGAUCCGCCAAUCAUCGAGCUAUCGGAGGGAUCAGACACUUAAAUUUGACCGUUUUCAUAUAAUUGACUUAAACUGUUUGCAUUUUGCACAAGACUGCUGUAUAAACAACGUCAGCCUUAAAAACGUAAAAAACAUAUCAUUCCACAAGAAUUCCAUAUUAUUUUUGUUUAGGGAAUAUAUGCGAAUAUAGGAAAAUACGCUUAAUUGUACACACCUAGUUAAGAACAUACUGUUAAUGUAAUUAAAAUAAAUGUUAUCAGUGAUA
This is a messenger RNA of Dendroctonus ponderosae (mountain pine beetle), 2064 nucleotides long. It is a transcript of the gene AcCoAS, whose product is annotated as acetyl-coenzyme A synthetase. The record is from RefSeq and is a predicted model, not a curated record. NCBI's taxonomy places the organism in Eukaryota, Metazoa, Arthropoda, Insecta, Coleoptera, Curculionidae. Gene Ontology annotation, molecular function: AMP binding; acetyl-CoA synthetase activity.